Mizuhopecten yessoensis (Yesso scallop) is the source of this 1160-nucleotide messenger RNA. RefSeq lists its product as uncharacterized. The transcript has 6 exons. The record is from RefSeq and is a predicted model, not a curated record. NCBI's taxonomy places the organism in Eukaryota, Metazoa, Mollusca, Bivalvia, Pectinida, Pectinidae. Bases 23 to 1111 code for a protein of 362 amino acids.
UCUGCUGUCACCACGAUACAAGAUGACGACCCUUGUACAGUUGGCUGUUCUCUGUGUGCUUGUUGGUGUGUCUGUCGGAGUUUUAGUUCCGCUAGACGACUUCAGUACCAAGUCUUUAGACACACUCGUCAGGAAGAAGUUGAUGUUUAUGAUUGUGCACCAAGUGAACCAGACUGUGGAGAUCCAGGACACACUCAAACACCAGUGUGAAGUUAAAAUUAACCAGUCCAUAACGCAGUGCAACACAUGUGCCCAAAGUCAUAAUGCACCACCGCCGGCUAAUGUGUUGGGAGUUCUCCUGCCCACUCUCAUGCAGCCAGUGGUUUUGGCGGCGGGCUUGGUAAAGGACAUUGAAGGAAGUCUGGAAAGUGCUGUAAAUGUACUCGGGGACAAAACAGCUGAUUUUGUUAAUGACGUUGGUAGUGUUGCCAAGAAUGCAGGGAACUCCCUUAUCGGCGGAGUGUCCGAUAUCACCAAAGACGCUCUCCAUGGUUUGAGUACUUUCGGCGACCAAUUGGCUGGUUUGGCUGGAGAUCUUGGUCAUGGAUUGGAAACCGCUGUCCACGGUCUGGAGUCAGGCACAAUUGACUUCGGCAAUUCCAUCGGAAGCGGUCUCGACUCGAUCGGGGACCAGCUCACUCACGGCGCACAGGGCGCUCUCGAUGGCAUCAACAGCCUCGGACAUGAAAUCGAACACGUCGGAAGUAGUGUCGGCCACGCCAUUUCCAACAUUGGACACUCAAUCGGAAGUAUAUUUGGCAAGAGAAGCGCCUGUCCUAUCUGUGACAAACUCAACACCAAAACUCGCACUCCAGACGAGAUAUUAAAUGAUGUUUGUGGUGCCAAUGAACUCCACAGACAGCGAGCAGCUACAGCAUUGCUGACCAAAAUGAAGGCUAUUUACGACACGGCAAUCAAGCAAGCCAUUGUAACAAAGGUUGAGUACGACCCCGCCUCCAUUGACGUCACCAGUGGAGUCGCCUUCAAAACCGUCUACGUCACAUAUACCAUCACCAGUGAGUCCAGACGCUACCAGAGCCAGGUGCCACUUCGUAUCACCGCCCUCCCCGUCACCGGUGAUGCCCUAGGACAGGAAAUCUUUAACAGAUAAAUUCUCUUAAAAUAUUAUUUUACCAAUAAAAAUAUAUAUCGACCUAUUA